AUGAAGAUGUUGGACAGCGAACAUGAGCGCCUGCCACAGCCACCUAAUGACCACAACGUCUACACACUCGGCAGCAUCAAUGGACAUAACGUUGUCAUUGCUGGGCUUCACUCCCCUGGGAACAGCCCUGCGGCCGUAGUUGUCACUCAAAUGAGAAAUACGUUCCGGCAGUUAAGAUUCGGUGUCCUUGUUGGUAUAGGUGGUGGCGUACCGACAAGAACUGAGCAGGGAAACAUCCACCUCGGUCAUGUGGUGGUAAGCAAACCCGUUGGUGAACAUUCAGGUGUGGUGCAGUAUGAUCACGGGAAGGCCGAAGUCGGCCAAUUUCGACACACUGGCUACCUGGCUCCGCCGCCAACUGUGUUGCUCAAUGCCGCCCGAGAAAUGGACAUAAGGCGGGCAAUGACGCAGGGAGAUCCGCUUCUCAAUCAUAUCGCACGCAUCGACACGGCUGUUCGGGGCCUGCGGAGAUACAAGUAUCCUGGAGCAAACAAGGACCACCUCUUCCGAGCAGAAUAUGUCCAUCCUGACCCGCAUGUUUCCUGCCAGAAAUGCGGAUGCGAUUCGAGUCAGAUUGUGGAUCGUCGCGCUGAAGAUAGCGAUGAUGACGACGAUAUGUAUGACCAAGGGCAGCAACUAGUCGUACACAGGGGAACGAUUGCUGCUGGGGAGCUGGUCAUCAAACAUGGAAUGCUGAGAGAUGCACUAGCAAGGCAGUAUAAUAUCCUCUGUUUUGAGAUGGAGGCUGCCGGGGCAUUAGCUGACUUCCCUUGCCUUGUUAUACGGGGCAUCUCGGACUAUUCGGACUCGCAUAAGAAUUGCCGGUGGCAGGGUUAUGCUGCGGCAGCAGCAGCAGCAUACGCUAGAGAGCUGUUUUUUCACCUGCCUGUGGAUGAGGUCAAACAAUGCAAGAUAGCUGAGCACGGUCAGUAA
Messenger RNA from Aspergillus melleus, 933 nucleotides. RefSeq lists its product as uncharacterized. Gene Ontology annotation, molecular function: catalytic activity. The transcript has a single exon. NCBI's taxonomy places the organism in Eukaryota, Fungi, Ascomycota, Eurotiomycetes, Eurotiales, Aspergillaceae. The record is from RefSeq and is a predicted model, not a curated record. Gene Ontology annotation, biological process: nucleoside metabolic process. Bases 1 to 933 code for a protein of 310 amino acids.